Uloborus diversus is the source of this 651-nucleotide messenger RNA. Its product is annotated as alpha-catulin-like. Gene Ontology annotation, biological process: cell adhesion; Rho protein signal transduction. The transcript is spliced from 6 exons. Gene Ontology annotation, molecular function: actin filament binding. NCBI's taxonomy places the organism in Eukaryota, Metazoa, Arthropoda, Arachnida, Araneae, Uloboridae. The coding region runs from base 1 to 651 and encodes 216 amino acids. The record is from RefSeq and is a predicted model, not a curated record.
AUGGUCAAGAAAUUGGCACCCGUGGUGGUACUGGAACAAGCAAAAAUUGCUAAACUAGGCUUAGAAAUGAAGCUAUUGACGUCUGAAAUUGAUGCGGAAACUGAAAGAUGGCCGUCAUCUGAAAAUGAUCUCUGUAAAAGAGCUCGGAGUAUGUCUCAAAUGGCCUUUUCAAUGUACCAAUUCACAAGAGGUGAAGGAGAUCUGAAGACAACUCAGGAUUUAUUUACGCAGGCAGAGUUCUUUGCUGAAGAAGCAAAUAAGCUGUACAAAUUUGUCCGUCAAUUUUCGUAUCAGGUUCCUGGUGGAACACAUAAAAAUGAGUUGCUUGAGUUUCUCGAUAAAGUUCCAACAUUUGUGCAGCAGCUUCAAUUUACUGUAAAAAACCCUACGGUUGGAAAAGCAGCUACUUUUACGAAGGUAGAUAAUGUAAUUCAAGAAACUAAGAAUUUAAUGAAUGUUAUCUCAAAAGUUGUUACAACUUGUCUUCUUUGUGCCACAAAGUUUGGAAUUGACUUUCAGAGUUUAAUCAGUCAAGGUCAAAAUUCGUCACCAUAUCAAAGUGAAUUUGAAGAUUAUAUGUUUGAGAAGACAAAUGCAGAUAAUCUAGGCACAAAAGAUUCUGGCCAGAAUUCAUCAAAGCCUAACAUUUGA